Molecule: messenger RNA, 905 nt
Organism: Phoenix dactylifera (date palm)
Lineage: Eukaryota; Viridiplantae; Streptophyta; Magnoliopsida; Arecales; Arecaceae
Product: potassium transporter 7-like
Biological process (GO): potassium ion transmembrane transport
Cellular component (GO): plant-type vacuole; vacuolar membrane
Molecular function (GO): potassium ion transmembrane transporter activity
Source: RefSeq, a predicted model, not a curated record
GGGCAUUUUAGCCAGUCCCUCUCAUAGCCAACAUUGCUGCAUUGAUUGCAAGUCGGACAAUGACAACAGCAACAUUUUCAUGCAUAAAACAAUCAACAGCACUUGGUUGUUUUCCUCGUCUCAAAAUUAUUCACACAUCACGGAAGUUCAUGGGUCAGAUAUAUGUUCCGGUCAUAAAUUGGUUUCUGCUGGUCUUCUGCUUGGCAUUUGUUGCCACCUUUGGAAGCAUAACUGACAUUGGCAAUGCAUAUGGCACUGCAGAACUUGGAAUAAUGAUGAUGACAACAAUUCUAGUAACCAUCAUUAUGCUUCUAAUAUGGCAGAUUAACAUCUUCAUAGUGCUUUUGUUUGUCAUAUUCUUUCUGGGGCUGGAAUUAGUUUUCUUCACUUCUGUUUUGGGUAGUGCGGAGGCUGGAAGUUGGGUUUUGUUGAUUUUUGCAGCAAUAUUGUUUAUGAUAAUGUACAUAUGGACUUAUGGGAGCAAGCUAAAGUAUGAAUCUGAAGUUAAACAGAAGCUUUCAAUGGAUCUGAUGAUGGAGUUGGGCUGCAACCUUGGUUCCAUUAGAGCCCCUGGUAUUAGCUUAGUUUACAAUGAGUUAGUGAAAGGAAUUCCAGCAAUAUUUGGACACUUUCUGACCACCCUUCCAGCAAUCCACUCUAUGAUCAUAUUUGUGUGCAUAAAAUAUGUGCCAGUUCCUGUAGUUCCUCAGAGCGAAAGGUUUCUCUUCCGGCGUGUCUGCCCAAAGAGCUAUCACAUGUUUCGUUGCAUCGCUAGGUAUGUCGUAUCCCAGUGUUUUGGACAUGGACAUGACUUAAUUUUGUUGGAGCAUUAGUUUGUGAAAACAUAAGGUUAUUUGGAGACAAGGUCAUGCUUAUUGAUGUGGUCAUAUUCUGAAAAUGAUAAU